AGCUGUUCAUUUACAUGCACACAUUGAAAGCCAAAGCCCCACCUCUCACCUCUUUCCAUAUCUGUCUACUGUCUCCUCCUCUUGUGAUCUCACUAUUUAAUUAAGAACUGGACUAAGUGAUAUUCUGCACGCACACAGUCGGGUACAGGCAGAAACAACGUCCACAGGUCUCAUCUUUUUCAUCUCCUGUUCAAACGCACCACCUCUUUGGUUCCACCUUCCCUGGUGCUGAAACGGACUUUCAGCGAAGGAGUCACAUUAGAGUUCUUCUUUCUCAAUCUCUUUUAAAAGUAUUUUGUACACUUACCACAAUCCUGCAGACUUGCAUCAAUAUGGAGGACCAACAUUGCGGAGACUCUCUCUUCCCAACCUCCACCCUCAUUCCUGUCACCACCAUUUGCAUCCUACUCUUCAUCGUUGGUAUAACUGGCAACACCAUGACCAUCCUCAUUAUCAACCGCUUCAAGGACAUGAAGACCACCACCAACCUGUAUCUCUCCAGUAUGGCCAUCUCAGACCUGGUGAUAUUCCUCAGCCUCCCAUUCGACCUUUACCGCCUCUGGAAGUAUGUACCCUGGGUCUUUGGGGAGCUGGUGUGCCGUCUAUCACACUACACCAAUGAAGGAUGCACCAACGCAACCAUCCUUCACAUCACAGUGCUCAGCAUGGAGCGUUACCUGGCCAUCUGCUUCCCUUUCAAAGCCAAGGCUGCCAUCACCAAGAGAAGGGUCAAGUAUGUCAUUCUAGCUCUCUGGGGCUUCGCCCUAUUGUCUGCUGCACCAGUGUUCUUCCUGAUGGGCGUGGAGUAUGAGAACGAGACAAUUCCUGACCCAGGCACUCGGCAGUGCAAGCACACGCGCUAUGCCAUUGAAUCAGGGCUGCUGCACACCACUAUCUGGGUGUCGACCGCCUACUUCUUCUGCCCCAUGUUCUGCCUGCUCUUUCUGUAUGGAUCCAUCGGUCGAAAGUUGUGGAAGAGUCGUCAUGAGCUUCAUGGGCCCAAUGCAGCAGCCAGACAGAAGGUCAACAGGCAAACCGUCAAGAUUCUAGCUGUUGUUGUGUUGGUUUUUGCCAUCUGCUGGCUGCCUUACCACAUUGGUCGGUUUCUCUUCACACAUGUGGAUGACUAUCACUCUGCCCGCCUAAGUCAGAACUUCAACGUGGCCUCCAUGGUGCUCUUCUACCUGAGUGCCUCAAUUAACCCCGUCCUUUACAACCUCAUGUCCAACAAGUACCGCUCUGCCGUCAAACGCCUCUUUCUGUUGCCUCACAGGAGCCAACAUAGACCCAAUCAGAGACAUAUCUCAACCUGUGAUGACAUCACCAUGUGCUCAGAAAUGUUCAAUGGGGUGAAAGAGACCACGAUGACAGAGGAGGGCUUACGGUAACAUCAUCCUUGCUGAAGAGGAGCUCUGGAACCUGGGAGAAGUGAAGAAGUUGUGGGCUUAUUGGAUAAGAACUGGAUAAUUGGUGCGACGGAAAUGAAAAAUUAGAUUGGAACUGUCACACCAUGGAGGAAACAGCAUGUGACAGUGACUGUGUAAUAUCACAGUUAUCACUGUAGUGAUAAUCAUGUCUAUAGAAUGAUUAGAUUUUGUCAUUUUCAUAAUAUUUUUUUUUGUGUAAUAAAAUGUAAUUUUAGCACAAUAGUA
Carassius gibelio (silver crucian carp) is the source of this 1652-nucleotide messenger RNA. RefSeq names its product growth hormone secretagogue receptor type 1-like. Gene Ontology annotation, molecular function: G protein-coupled peptide receptor activity. The transcript is spliced from 2 exons. Gene Ontology annotation, biological process: G protein-coupled receptor signaling pathway. Bases 333 to 1388 code for a protein of 351 amino acids. Gene Ontology annotation, cellular component: plasma membrane. The record is from RefSeq and is a predicted model, not a curated record. Lineage: Eukaryota; Metazoa; Chordata; Actinopteri; Cypriniformes; Cyprinidae.